Molecule: messenger RNA, 1917 nt
Organism: Pedinophyceae sp. YPF-701
Lineage: Eukaryota; Viridiplantae; Chlorophyta; Pedinophyceae
Source: the annotation of a GenBank genome assembly
AUGGACGACAUUUCCGACGAGAUAUGCCGCGUCAUCGACGCUUCGAACUUGUGCAUGGAGGUGCACACGGAUCCUGCGUGGCGCCAGGCCGCGCACGCCACGUCCACGCGCCUGAACCAGUACGUGCAUUCGCUGAACGUCAACGGCGGGCUCUACACGUCGCUACGCAGCGCCCUCGCCACCGUCCAGGCGCACCGCGCGGCCAAGGGCCGCGAUCGCGCGGGCAGGUCGCCGGACGGGUGGACCGACGAGGCCGAGCGCGUCGGGAUGCUGCUGCUGCGUGAUUUCGAGCGCAGCGGCGUGCACCUGUCCGGGCGGGACGCGGACCGGAUGGCGGACCUGACGCACCGCGAGAAGGAGCUCCAGGUCGAUAUCUCGCGGGCGCUGUGCGACCCGAGGCAGCUCGGGCGGCUCCGGUGGGGCGGGCGCGACAUUGUGUUGGACCCGGGCACGCUGGGCGCCGUGAUGGCGCGGGAGUCGAGCGAGUGGGUGCGGCGCGCGGCGUACCAGGCGGGGAACCGCAACCCCCAGGGCAACAUCGCCCGUCUGGAGGAGCUGCGUCAGGUCAGACACGACAUCGCGGCGAUGCUGGGGUACAAGUCUUUUGCGUGUCAUACCGCGGCGAUGGACACGCUCGCGGGGGAGCCGGCCGCGGUGAUGGACUUCCUCCUGCGGCUCAGCGAGGAGAACCUUCCGCGCGCGAAGGGGGAGUAUUACGGCCUGUGUCGGGCCAAGGGACCCGCGGGGCGGGGGCCGUCGGCGCGGGGGCGGCCGCCGAAGCUGCCGUGGUGGGACGUGGGGUACUACCGUGCGCGCGCGCUCGCAGAGGCGCACCUGGACGGGUCGAGGCGGGGCAGUCGGGCCGCGCUGGGCGUCGACCCGACGGAGUAUUUGCACGUCGAUCAGUGCGUGCGAGGACUGUCGAUGCUGCUCCAGAGGCUCAUGGGGCUGGACCUGAAGGAGGAGUCCGUGUCGUCCUCGGAGUCGUGGGCGCCUGGCGUCAAGAAGCUCGGGCUCGUCGAACACGCUCCGCAGGGCUCCGCCGGCCAGCGCCUCGCCACGAUCUACCUCGACCUCACCGCGCGCCCGGAGAAGUUCGCCGGCGCGGCCACGUUCAUGAUCCGCUGCGGGCGCAUGCGCUCCUGGCCGCCGCCGCCCGGGGGCGCCGCGGCCUUCGAGCCCCCCGUCGUCGCGCUCGUCUGCAACUUCGCCAGCACGCGCCUCGACCUCUCCGAGCUCGAGGUCCUCUUCCACGAGUUCGGCCACGCCCUGCACGCCGCCCUGUCGCGCACCGAGUUCCAGCACCUGUCCGGGACGCGCGGCGCGCUCGACUGGACCGAGGUGCCGUCGCACCUGUGGGAGCACUUCGCGCGGGACCCCGCGGCCGUGCAGUCGUUCGCGCGGCACCGCUCGUCCGGCGACCCGCUGCCCGUCGAGGUGCUGGAGCGACACUUCGCCGCGUCGGAGGCGUUCGCGGGGAUGGACCUGCAGCAGCAGGUGUUCUUCUCGCUGCUGGAUAUGGAGGCGCACGGCGCGGGGCAGGGCGGCCCGCCGGGACGCGGGGGCGAGACGUUGCAAGACGCGUCUGCGCGGCUCUACGAGGGCCACAUGGUGGCACCGAUGGCGCAGGGCGCGCACCCGUACCUGCGCCUGCCGCACCUGACAGGCUACGGCGGGAUCUACUACAGCUACUUGUACUGUCGCGCGGUAGCGGGGGCGCUGUGGCAGCGGCACUUCGAGGGCUGCCCGCUCGAGCCCAGCGCCGGAACUGCGAUUCGAAAGGGGCUGUUGGAGCCGGGGGGGUCCCGGCACCCGCAGGAGCUGUGCGCGGCGCUGCUGCCGGACCUGAUGCAGCGGCAUGCGUCGGGGGGCGUGUCGCCGCCCGUGCACGGCCUGCUCGUUCGGGGCCGUGCGUAG